Thamnophis sirtalis is the source of this 1392-nucleotide messenger RNA. The record is from RefSeq and is a predicted model, not a curated record. NCBI's taxonomy places the organism in Eukaryota, Metazoa, Chordata, Lepidosauria, Squamata, Natricidae.
GACACUUUGGCUGCCUAUCCUUGUGGUUCGGACCACACCCCCAGUCCCAUGGCAAGUCGAGUACCACUUGAAGCAGCGCCAGUCCUGGAAAAACCAGAUGCCCGACUAACUGCCGUGGCUGCCAGCAUCGAAGAUGGACACACGGUUGUUUUCCUGGGUGACAGCCAAGGCCGACUACACAAGGGCUACAUGGAAACAACAGGAGAGACCAUUCUCUAUGCUUCUUUGAUGAUCCAGCCGAACAGUGCAGUAUGUAGAGACCUUCUGUUCGACCAGCCGAAGGAGCACCUCUACGUCAUGACUCAGUCAAUGUUGGCUAAAAUCCCCGUCUUUGAAUGUUCCCAGUUCUCCGAUUGCAAGUCCUGUUUGGCAGUGAAAGACCCCUAUUGUGGCUGGUGUGUUCUUCAAGGAAAACUCAGAUACUGGAUUCCAGCCCAUUCCCUUCCUUAUACACUCCAAGUACAACACAGUCAUCUUUGCCUAUGGUGGCCACUGAACCCCCUACGCUCUCAGAAGCACCAGGGACUACUUCCAUGCCGGCUCCCACCACCACUCCCAUUAUCUACACCAGCCUGCCAGCCACUUCUGCCCCGACUACUCUGAAGCCCGAAACCCUUCCUUCCACCGAAGCACCUCUAUCAACCCCAAGUACUGUUACUUUGCUGGAGACAACCCGGGAUUCUCUGAUAUUGCCCCCCACUGAAGUGCCCACUACUGCGACUGUCGGUCCUACCUCAGAAUAUCUCUCCAGCAGCCAGCUGGAGAUGCUUUCUUCCGCAGCGCAUCCUACUUCAGAACCAACUGCAGAUCCAGAAGACGGCUCCACCGAUCCUUCUAUUGCCGUGUAUAGCACACCCCAGCCUGUUCUAGAGGGAAAGACUCCUUCCCUUGAAGCUGAAAGUUCCUCCACUCCACCUUCUGCCCCUGCGUCUUCUCCCCUAAGUCCUCUCACCCCUAACCAGACCGGGAGCCCUUCCACAUCUACUAACGUACCACCCAUUGACCUGGAGACCGAGCCUCCCAUUCUCGAGUUGCCUUAUCCUACAGACCUUCCAAAGUGGCUUCCUCCUGAAGACAUCGCAGAACCCCAGGAGAGUGAGGAAUGGAUGGUUUCGCUGCCCCCUGAAAAUGACACCUCCUCUUUCUCUGCAUCCAUCCUUCUCUCGGGGGAUGGGGACUCCUCCGAGAGUGACAUCUCUGAUUUCCCUCGAAUUCUGCACCCAACACUAGAUUAUCAAUAUGAUGCACCUGGAUUUCUGGAUUUGACGGAGGAGUACAGCUGGGGCCCUGAAGCCUGUCCGUGUGUGAAGGGCAUCCAGGGAUCCUCUCUGAUGCCGGUCAAUGUGCAGAGAAAGAUCACCCUGAUUGGACAAAACUUUCACCUCUAUCAGG